This is a messenger RNA of Nematolebias whitei (Rio pearlfish), 495 nucleotides long. It is a transcript of the gene il15ra, whose product is annotated as interleukin 15 receptor subunit alpha. The record is from RefSeq and is a predicted model, not a curated record. Gene Ontology annotation, biological process: interleukin-15-mediated signaling pathway. Bases 31 to 495 code for a protein of 154 amino acids. The transcript is spliced from 5 exons. Lineage: Eukaryota; Metazoa; Chordata; Actinopteri; Cyprinodontiformes; Rivulidae. Gene Ontology annotation, cellular component: plasma membrane. Gene Ontology annotation, molecular function: interleukin-15 receptor activity.
GACAUGGUUUAGUUCAGUCAGAGCAGUCAGAUGGAUCUGGGUCGAUUCCUCGUUCGUGUUCUGAUGCUUUGCCUGAUCGGAACAACGAGUCCGUCCAGCGACGGGAGUUGUUCGUGUUCAGAAAUUCCAAAAAUGGCUUUAACUAACCCCCCAGAAGAGACCUGCAACGGGACGGCCAAUAAAUUUCGCUACGUUUGUGUUCAGGGUUAUGUCAGGAAAGCUGGAACCUCAAAUCUCCUCAAGUGCCAGAGUGGACAGUGGGCCUCAUCCCCAGACCUCAGUUGUAUACCUGACCCGAAAGCAACAAACAAACCUGCAAACAGCUCAGCUCAACCAAACAUCACAACUCAAGCACCACUUAGCCUCGAUGAAAGCAAGUUGGUUUGGAUGUUCAGGAACUACACAGAAACCACCAAGGCUCAUUUACUGCCAACUGGAAACUGUUGGAACAUCGGUGUCACCGUCCAAAGUGAAGCCAGUUUUCCAUUUAUCUAG